UGUCAUCAUAAAACAAAAUUUCCUCAGACUGUGUUCCUAUAUAACUUGAUAUUUGAUGGCAAUUUGGAAUAAUUUAUAUUCACAAACUACAUAAAUUUAUUAUGUCUUCAGAUUCUUUAACAUCUUUAACAUUCGAGUUGUCAAAAAAUGACAAAAACAAAAGCAGAGAAAAGAACAAAUUGCACUCGGCUGUGUGUUUGAAGAAGAAAAAGCAGAAUUUGACAGAUAACCAGGAACUGUGUGACAAGCUUCAACUAGAAAUAAACAUUUUACAGUCACAAAUUCAUGAAAAAGAGAAAACUUUGUGCCUCGGCAGUUGCCAGGAAGACCUGUUCAACUUUUUGCAGUAUUAUAAUAAUAACAAACAGGCCAUUGAAAAAAUGGUAGAACAUGGGAAAAGCCAAGAUCAAAAUUUAAUAAAACGACAAAAAGCACUAGCUGAUGCAGAAAACGAGUUGAAAGUCAAAAAGGAACACAAUGACAAUAAAAGGGAGAUGGCAGUCAGAGAAAAUGUGAGUACUGUGACAAUUGCUACUCGGUACAGUCGUGCAAAGUUCAAUUGUGACAUGUGUUUUUUUAGUGUGAAGGCUAUGAUUUUAGAAUAUGAAAUUCGAAAGUGCCACCAAAUACUUGAUCUACUCAAUCAGAUUUACAACUUACGGGUUUCUUGUAUUCAAUAUGUAAUCACAUUUCAACUUCCAUUAAUCAUGCACAUUCCAUGCAAUGUGGCGGUCAGUCAAUUAAAGCGACCAACAUUUGUAUUGCAUUGAAUAAUCAUGUCGGUUUUUAUUUUUAUUUUUAAAUAAAGAACAAACAUUUUUGUAGGAACUA
Caenorhabditis elegans is the source of this 831-nucleotide messenger RNA. RefSeq names its product Coiled-coil domain-containing protein 73 (gene Y75B8A.39). Bases 102 to 770 code for a protein of 222 amino acids. Lineage: Eukaryota; Metazoa; Nematoda; Chromadorea; Rhabditida; Rhabditidae. The transcript is spliced from 4 exons. The record is from RefSeq and is marked reviewed.